Molecule: messenger RNA, 1774 nt
Organism: Trichogramma pretiosum
Lineage: Eukaryota; Metazoa; Arthropoda; Insecta; Hymenoptera; Trichogrammatidae
Product: zinc finger protein 83-like
Exons: 3
Coding region: 176-1531 (451 amino acids)
Cellular component (GO): nucleus
Source: RefSeq, a predicted model, not a curated record
AAUUUCUUCAGUGUUGUAUUAAGAUGAUUUGGGUUUUGACUCGUUUCGAUUUAUUGUGUCGACUUUCAUAACACUAUAUGUAAAUAUUGUUAGAUAGAAUUUAAGCUAGUUUGCUCGAUGUGUAACAUCAUUACCACACUGUGUUUAAUUGUACACUAAAUUUGAACCGUGUAAGAUGGAAUCGAGUGCCAUGUUCAACUGUGCCGCUAGAGUAAAAGAGGAACCUCUUGAUGUAUCCUUCACUGAAGACAUUGAUUCAGUAAUUGACAACCCAGCCGAUACCAAACAUUUUCUGAACUUGAGGUCUCUGCGAGAAAAUCCCGCUUACAUAUCUCAAGAAUGUCGUGACAAUUACGAAUGUGAACCCAGUGAAAGUAUGGAAAUAGUUUUUGAGUGUAAAGACGCAAAGCCGAGCAUCAAUUUAUUGGCGGUUAAAAAAUUUGACGAUGAUUUUCCGAAUUACUCGGAAAGUAUAAUAAAUAGCAAUGAUUAUGAAGUGCAAAACAUAAUCAAAACAGAAACAGUACGAGAAGUAAAGAAAGAAAUUUUUGAUACAGAAGAAUCAAAUUUUAAUUUUGAUCGUGAGUCAGGCUUGCAAAAUGAAAAAAGAAGAAUUACAAAAAAGUCUAACCAUGAUGAUGGACUAAAAACCCAAUUGAGUACGGUGAAUAAUAAAAUAACUUUUACAUGUGAUAUUUGUAAGAAAAAAUUCGCAAAUAAGAGUCAUCUUAAAACUCACAUCGAUUCGGUGCAUCAUAAAAUAACCCAUGCAUGUGAUAUGUGCCCGAAGACAUUCACACUAAAGUGUAAUCUCAAAAGUCACAUCGAUUCGGUACAUCAUAAAAUAACCCAUGAAUGUGAUAUUUGCGGCAAGACGUUUACACGGAAAAUUUAUCUCAAAAUGCACAUUGACGCGAUUCACAAGGGUGUCUCUCAAUCAUGCGACGUUUGCGGAAAAAUAUUCCAACACAAGCGUACUCUCAAAAGGCAUAUGGAUGGAGUGCAUAAGGGUAUCAACCACACUUGUGAAACAUGUGGAAAGUCAUUUACGCAUAAACAUCGUCUCAAAAGCCACAUCGAUGUUAUACAUAAUAAAAUCACACAUGCAUGCGACGUAUGCGGAAAGAAGUACUCACAGAAGAACGAUCUCAAGAAACACAUCAGUUCAGUGCACAAUGGUGUCAAAAAUGAAUGUGAUAUUUGUGGAAAGACAUUUAAAUGGAAAGCUUCUCUUAAAAUCCAUAUCGAGGCGGUUCACAAUGGUAUCACUCAUGCAUGUGAUAUAUGCGACAAAAAAUAUUUAUCAAAUAAUUAUCUUAAAAGACACAUCGAUGUGGUGCACAAUAAAAUUACACAUGCAUGUAAUACGUGUGGAAAAAAAUUCGGACAAAAGAGUAAUCUGAGAGUCCACAUACAGGCGGUACAUAACGGUAUUACCCAUCAAUGUGAUGUUUGCGGAAAAGUAUUUUCAUUCAAAAAUAAUCUCUCUUGUCACGUUAGAUCGGCGCAUAUUGGUACAGGUGAUACAUGAAUUAAGAUAUUAAUAGGCGACAAGGUUAUCAUGGAGCCUUGCAUAGAUACGAUGCAUCGCUUAUGCAUUAAGAUUAAAUUAAUAUGUAAAAUUAUCUAAUUUACUUUUUCAGAAGACUGAGCUAAAAAUGUUCUUUAUUGUAAUGUAACGAGUUACUCUAACUUUAUCUCAAUAUAUGUAAAUAUAAUGUUUGAGUUUUGUAAAAGUUAAAACAUCUUUUGAGAAAAAUAAAGCACAUAAUCA